GGGAGGGGUUGGAUGAUGAAGGGGAUAAAGACUGGGUUAUUAAGGUUGCUGAGGAGCUUGUUAAUAGUGAAGUUUUUGGGGAUAAUGUUGUCAAUUAUCUUUAUACGAUUCGGAUGGCAGAAUGGCUAUGAGUUUGGCAGGCUUUUAAGUAGGGCAGUGUUAUAUGCAUUCAGGAGGAUCACGGCAGUGGGGUUUAAAGGAAAAUGAGAUACAGCGGUUCGACUUUAUGGUUGGUCACAAGCAAUUAUUGCUUCUCCUCUUCUCCUUCAUAUUGCGCCAGACUAUAUAUUUUGAAUGACGUCUCGGUUAUGGCAGCUGAUGGAUUAGCCUUUGGCGCCGUCAAGGCAAAUUGCUCCAGCCUUAUAGCGGCCUCAAGAUGGAAGGCGAAGCGGAACUCCGCAGUCUACCAGAGUUCUGCUCUGGCUAGUCAGUAUCACCUUUGCCAUGGCCUAGCAGUUUAGAGGGUAUAACCCCGAAUGCUCAGUUCAAUCGAACGU
Molecule: messenger RNA, 497 nt
Organism: Aspergillus ruber CBS 135680
Lineage: Eukaryota; Fungi; Ascomycota; Eurotiomycetes; Eurotiales; Aspergillaceae
Exons: 2
Coding region: 204-461 (85 amino acids)
Source: RefSeq, a predicted model, not a curated record